Molecule: messenger RNA, 1299 nt
Organism: Talaromyces atroroseus
Lineage: Eukaryota; Fungi; Ascomycota; Eurotiomycetes; Eurotiales; Trichocomaceae
Exons: 4
Coding region: 1-1299 (432 amino acids)
Source: RefSeq, a predicted model, not a curated record
AUGGAGAAUUUACGGGACCCCGAAAGCCACGUCGCGUUCAUGAAGCUUUGCGCGAACCAUGUUCACUUUGCCAAACGAUGGCCGUUACAUAGGGGAAUGGUGCGGAUGGUGCAGCUGACGGCGCAACGCAUGGAAGAUCCGCUUCCGCAUGAUGUGGCACAUUUUCGCGACUUCGAGGAGCGAUAUUGGAGGCCCGACCACCGAGCCAGCAUCGCACCCAAGGCAAAAAGACUCCCCAGCCGCCCGUCCACCAAUGACCGCGCGACUCCCCGCAAACACCCAGUGACGGUGACCCAGCCAGGAUCUCCAGCCGAGAGCACCCUAAGCCAACUAGUGCGGGGUAACCAGCACCUGUGGUCGAUCGCAGCAGCACCAACCGCAUCAGCGUCAACCACGACAACCGUCAAGGCUGUGCACGCAGGGGAAGGGGAGGCGAAGAUGCAGGCGUACCAGCAGUACCAAAACCCUAUCAAGACCCAGACUCUUUUUGCGGGGAAACACGCGUACUCGCUAUCACAGAGAGUGUCUAUACGAUGGCCACCCGAGGAUCCGUACGAAAACACCGACACCACCGUCAUUAGCGUGAACAACUUCUUCGUGGAUCUGCGUGUCGAGAAGGCGACGAGGAAGCUAGACUGGGCCAUUGCCGGUGUGCGCCUCGUAGAUCCGAAUGACUCCAGAAGAGUCACCUUCCUGCACACCAUUAAUUCGCGCAACACCUUUCAACAUAUCGAUACCGGCCUGUUUUCGGCAUUGCCAAACGGCGACGAACUAGAAGUGGGCACCUCGAUUCGUCCAGGCGAUCCCGCAGGUUCAUUUCCGCGCCAGUACGAAGAAGUCUGGAGACCUCGCAAAAUCGUUCACGUCCCCGGGUCGAACAUAGCAUGGAUUCUCGAGGGCGCCGGCUCACAUAUAUCUCUGACACAGAACGCUGACGGCAUUGGGACAGAAGAGAGUAAGGAAGUGGAAACCUUUCUUGCUCGAAUAGGCGGAGUGUACAUUGCUAUCCGUCAACCUACUCGCAUUGUCGGAACCCUUCAGAUGAAUGGGGAAUACUCGUUCCAGAAAUUCGGAGAUGUGGAAGGUGUCAGUAUUCGCCACGAGGAAUUCGCUGGGAAGAGGGGAUGGGUUGAGAAAUUUGUCACGGGCCCUGAAGGCAAAGAAUUGCCUACUAUGCAGAAGAAUAAGAGUGACUUUAUACCGGCUUUGGAAGGCAAGGGAAACUGGAGGAAGCCAUCACAAAAGGUGACCAUUCGAGGGGAAGAUUAUGUUGUCCGCGGUUUUGCUGAUAUACCUUGA